This is a messenger RNA of Cynara cardunculus var. scolymus (artichoke), 743 nucleotides long. RefSeq lists its product as uncharacterized. The transcript has 2 exons. The record is from RefSeq and is a predicted model, not a curated record. Lineage: Eukaryota; Viridiplantae; Streptophyta; Magnoliopsida; Asterales; Asteraceae. The coding region runs from base 164 to 607 and encodes 147 amino acids.
GUUUCAAAUCGAUUAUAUCAGAAGCGAAGAUAAGUGGAUGUUGCCAACUUCUCUCUGCAACUCUCUGAUAUAAGAAACCAUCGAUCAAUGAUUAUGGUUUACCAACUGCAACUCAAAAGGGAUUUAAAGACACAAGACACCUACAGUUCCUGAAUCAAAACCAAUGAGUGAAAGCAAAACAGAGUUUCAUCAGGUAACAAGUGCCGCCGAUAACGGCCAAUCGUCGAGUUCAUGGCGAAACCACAGAGUCGGAACCUCGUUUGAAGAAAAGAGUGAGAUGGGUAUGAAGGUGGAGGAAGUGAGGCAGCUUAACAAGAUGCUAACACAUCUCGAACAGGAAACGCACACGAUGAAGCAAGAAAUGUUGAAGAACGCAGCCGAAAGGAAGAAGUUAAUGAACGAUGUAUAUCGCCAGUUAAAACGCCUACAAUUCUCUCUACGCCUUCAAAACCAGUCCUCAGGAUACGAAAUCUGUGAGAAACAGGAAGGAGGGAGGCCAGAUGGAUUGUCUCAAGUUUUAUACCAAGAUUGGAAUUCGUCGGUGGUCAUCAGGAGAGGUUCGAGAGCUUAUUCAGUCUCGGUCAAACAUCUUAGAUAUGGUAAUUGAAAGCAGAAUCGAUAAAACGACCACUUCUGAUAACAUUUUGUCACUGAUUGUUCAACACAACUAUUUGCAUAAUUCUUGCUAAUUCUACAGCUCAGACACAAGCCAAGACUUGCAACAGUUUGCAUAAUUCUUGUAC